This is a messenger RNA of Lampris incognitus (smalleye Pacific opah), 4128 nucleotides long. RefSeq names its product kinesin family member 16Bb (gene kif16bb). Gene Ontology annotation, molecular function: microtubule binding; microtubule motor activity; ATP binding. The transcript has 20 exons. The record is from RefSeq and is a predicted model, not a curated record. Gene Ontology annotation, biological process: microtubule-based movement. Lineage: Eukaryota; Metazoa; Chordata; Actinopteri; Lampriformes; Lampridae.
AUGGCCCCAGUGCGCGUGGCGGUCCGAGUCCGACCAUUGACCAAAAGAGAAAAACGGUUGUCUUCGAAAGUGAUAGUACAGCUGAAGGGAAACACCGCCACCAUCGUCAAGCUCUCACCCAGUGUUAUCCGUGGGAAUGGACAGAUGGAUAGAGGGAAAUCCUUUUCUUAUGACUUCUCCUAUGAUUCCACUGACAGAAAAAGCCCCUCUUUUGCAGCCCAGGAGAAGAUUUUUCAAGACUUGGGAACUGAUGUUCUGAAAGCUGCGUUUGAGGGUUUCAAUGCCUGCAUCUUUGCCUAUGGCCAGACAGGGACUGGAAAAUCCUACACAAUGAUGGGUGAUAUUGAGGAUAAAGGCUUAAUUCCACGGAUCUGUGAACAUUUGUUCUGUGAGAUAUCCAAGAGAAGCAAGAGCGAUGCGGUGUCCUUUCGCACAGAGGUCAGCUAUUUGCAGAUCUACAAUGAACGUGUGCAGGACCUUCUCAAGAGGAGGCCAACAGUCAGCGAAAAAAGAGGAUUGAGAGUGAGAGAACACCCCGUGAACGGACCUUAUGUAGAGAACCUGUCGCAGCAUCUUGUGUGCAGCUACAGCGAUGUGGAGGAGCUGAUGAUGACAGGGAAUGCCAACCGCACCACGGCCAGCACGGCCAUGAAUGACAUCAGUAGCCGCUCUCACGCCAUCUUCACCAUCCGCUUCACACAGGCGUUGUUUAAUGCAGAGCUGCCAUGUGAGACGCUGAGUAAGAUCCACUUGGUAGACCUGGCAGGCAGCGAGAGAGCUGACGCCACGCAUGCCACGGCUGUCCGGCUGAAAGAAGGUGCCAACAUCAACAAAUCUCUGGUCACCCUGGGCAGUGUGAUCUCGGCUCUGGCUGACCUGAGUGACGACGGGCAGAUGGCAAAAAGGAAAAAGCAGCUCUUCAUUCCUUACAGAGACUCCGUGCUGACAUGGCUCCUAAAAGACAGCCUGGGGGGGAACUCCAAGACUAUCAUGAUAGCAACUAUUUCUCCAGCUGACGUGAACUACGUGGAGACCCUGAGCACGUUGCGUUACGCCAGCCGAGCCAAGAGCAUUGUGAACUCACCCGUGGUGAAUGAAGAUGGCAGCGUAAGGGUGAUUCGAGAACUGCAGGCAGAGAUCGCCAAGCUCAGAGGGAUGGUGGAGCAAGCCAGCCAGGCUCACCAUCAGAACCAGUCGGCCAGUUUGAAGGUAGAGGAGAGGCUGGCUGAGAAUGAAGCGAAGGUUGAAGAGCUGAGUAAGGAGCGGACCAACAAGUGGUGGGAGACUGAGAAUAUUAUGAAGGAGGAGAAACUGGCUCUGAGGAAGAGGGGGCACGGCGUUGUCCUGGACUCUCAGCUUCCUCAUCUGAUUGGCAUAGAUGAAGACCUGCUGAGCACUGGCAUCAUCUUCUAUCAUUUAAAAGUGGGCAGAACACUGGUGGGCAGUGAUGAAGCAUCGAGGCAGCACAUUGUUCUCCAUGGUCUGGGGCUCCUGAGUGAACACUGUGUUCUUGAGAACUGUGGCGGGAUCGUUCGCCUGAUCCCUCAUCGUGGCGCACUGUGUUCAGUCAAUGGGAUGGAGGUAACUGAGCCCUGCAAGCUGACUCAGGGGGCAAUUAUUGAGCUGGGGCAAGGGACCAUGUUCUGCUUUAACCACCCCAAGGAGGCUGCCCAACUCAGGAAGACCCAUGAGGGAGGCCCGCCUUCUACCCUCAGCCCGUCCAAGGCCAACCUGACUACAUUCGCCAAGAACCUGGCCAAGGUGCUGCUGCUUAAUCCAGGGAUGGAUGAGUCUGCUGCUGCUGCUGUGGAUGCAGACUCUGGACUGCCAAGCAGCUCUGUGCUCUCCACCUCAUUACAGAUGUGCAUGACAACGGCCAUGCCUGGAAACUGUCCUGUCUCUCACUCUGGUUUGGAGCUGGAUGAAGACACACCACAGGGUGGAGUAAGCACCAGGGAUGGCCAAGAGCAGGAAAAGCACUUGUCUCAUAAAUCAGGGCAAGGCUUCAUGUCUGAGAGGCUGUGGAGAAGAGCUGACACGGAGACCGGUGUUGAAAUUUGUGGGGGAGGAGAGAUUUGGUCUGGGGAUGCCAGCCUCCAGCAGACAAGUGUCCUGGGCCUGGGUGAUGGAUGUUGCAUAGAGCCGGAGGGGAAUGCUAAUGAGAGCCAAGGUGUAGUGGCUGACUGCUAUAGGGGGUGUCCUGGCUCUGAUGGGAGCUCAUUAGGCAGCAUGUCCCACCUGCAGAGCACCAAAGGAACAAGCUCCAGGUCUUUCUUCCCACAAGCCAGCCCUCAUUCUCAGCUCUCCGAGAAGACAUACAGCAACCAGGCAGUCCAGUGUCCACCUGAUGAGGCUGCCUUGAAGGGCCAGUUCAGCCCUAAAAAGAUGGAUGAGUCCAGUAAUUCGGAGGGGAUCUCAAGAGAGUGUGAAGUGGGGGUCAGGGCAGUUGCAGAGCAAAAGUCGGGGCUUUUCUCUUUGGUCAGCAGAGUUUCUUGGAUGGUCCAAGAUGCAGGCCGCCUUCUGUGGAGCGCUCCUUGGGUAUUGCAGAAAGUCAGGAAGGCAGGGCUGGAGCCUAUAAGGGCCAUCUGGUCCAGUCAGGUGGUCUCUCAGAUUAAGGAAAAUCCAGUCUUGUCUAUAGUGAAAGACAGCCAUGUCUUUGCUCUAGUCAAAGAGAGCAACAUGCUCUCUAUGGUAAAAAAAUUGCUAAUGAUACAGCACAUUCGGAUGAAGUUCACUCAGGAUUCUCUGCCAAAAAAAGCAGAGGGGACAGUGCAGAGCCCCACAAACCCAAGCAAAACUUUAACCCUGACCCAAAUACAAAAGGGUACAGAAGAAAUCGAGUUACCCCAUGACUCACCCUGUACCCGAGAAGAGAAGUGGUCAAAUGAUAGCAGUAUAAGGGAAGUAGAGUUGCUAAAACAGCAUGGCAUGAUUGAUAUUUGUUCAAAGCAAAAACAGAGCAUGAGGAAGGAGUUUAUAUUAGAAGGGAAACAGAGCUGUGUGCCACGUGGUCCAUAUACAGCUGUGAACAAGGAUCUUCAAGCAACAGCAGUAAACGACUCAAAUCUAGAUCUGGAGUCACAGGAGAACUUGGUGACUGUUCGGAGAACUAACAGUGUUCAGAUUUUCUGUCAAACGUUAAUAGAGUUUCCAGAUGCCCUUAUGAAUCUCCAACCUUUGUCCCAGCACAGACUGGUGGAUUCUCUACAGUCUGUCAUCUCCACAUCACUGUUCAACUCCCAGAAAAUGGUGGCCCUUUUCUGGUUAAGUGUGGCUAAAUGCAGCCAACCUCAGCCCCAGCCUGCCCUCCUGAUUAUGACUGACUCUUUCCUCUAUACUUAGACCUCUGACCCCGGGUCCUUGGUGUUGUUUCACCAUCUGUCCUUGCUGCAGCUGAAGGAGGUGCAGGUGGGCUUUGCUGGCCAAAGCGUAUGUUUCAUGGGCACUACAGAGGAGAGCGUCCUGGUUCUCCACACCCGCAGCAAGAAGCUCACCCAAGAGCUUUGCAGCAUCAUGCUUGGUGUCAUCUGCCCCGGGGACAGCAGGGUUUCUCAGCACCCCCUUUUCCACGGAGACUUGAUGGAGAUGUCUCUAGACUGGCAGACCGAUAUACCUGAGUUGCUGCUAGAUUCCGGUUUGAGGGUCUACUGUCACUUCCAGAAGACUCUCGCCAAUCUUGUUUACCUUCUUCAUGGUAACAUGAAUCAACCAAGGCCCAGCAUAGGGGAAGUGCGAUUGCUAUUGUACACUAGUGUAAGGGUGAGCAAGAGUCCCGAAACCAGUGCUGAGCACCUAGCCCAACUUCUCCUUACUGAUACCCACCUAUGCCUGGUGCAGGAGCACACCGUGUUUCACCCUGCUCCUAAAUCAGUGCAACCAGAGCCCCACCGCAGCCAAUUCAAGGAUUUAACUCUGUGCUGUCGCUCAGAUAUACGGUGUGUUCUGGUGCAUAGUGGAGACAAGAGAGGAUCUACCAGACUGAAUCGGUGGAAAGGUAAAAACUUUGCAGCUGAGGUCAAGGUCAGCCCCUCUGCUACUCAAGUUACUAUCCGCCCAAUGCCCGGCGGGUUUAUCCUCGCCAGUCGACAUGAUCCUUCACAGGAAAAUGUCUCGGCAUAUGAGAACUGA